Messenger RNA from Copidosoma floridanum, 1496 nucleotides. RefSeq lists its product as uncharacterized. Lineage: Eukaryota; Metazoa; Arthropoda; Insecta; Hymenoptera; Encyrtidae. Gene Ontology annotation, molecular function: ubiquitin protein ligase activity. Gene Ontology annotation, biological process: ubiquitin-dependent protein catabolic process; protein ubiquitination. The record is from RefSeq and is a predicted model, not a curated record.
CAGAAAUAGUCCAACAAUAAGUAGUGUAUUUAACUAGUAAAUAAAGGAGGAAAAAGGAGAUUUUGUAGUUUCGUGAAAAAUGACUCAUCCCGGCCUAGCAGUAAUGCUGGUGGUAGGAGUAGGCCUAGGAGCUGUUUUAUAUUAUUUUUUUGCAAGCACGCCACAUGAACAAAAUCAGCAAAACAAUCGCCAAAGAAAUAGACAACAUAGUUAUGACUGGGCGCAACAGUCGAAUGAAUCACGUAACAGGAGACAAGAUGAAAAAUCUUGCAUGAUAUGUCUAGAAGACACAAAUAAAGAUGAUGCAGUUCGAUUAGUUCCAUGCAAGCACGCCUUCCACAAGACCUGCAUUGAACAGUGGAGAGUUACUGGAGCUGGGCAAGCACGCAAUCGUUGCCCAAUAUGCAGAGAUAUGAUCGUGGGCUUAGAAGAGUUGUGAUAAAUGUUUAAAAUACUCGUGAUUAAAAAUGACGACUAAUUUUUUUACGUUUAUUAUUGCUAAUUUCGAAUUUUAUUAUUAAUUCAUCUCAUUUCACAAACACUCACUUAUCGUUAGUACUCGUGUAAAGGUUUGCAUACUUUUGCCUUGUACAUGACAUUUUGCUAUCCUUAAGUAUAAAAAAUACCAUUCAAUAACAUACUGGUUAAAUUUUUGGUUUUGCAAUAAUAACAAUAAUACUUAUUUCAUAAUAUCAACGAUAUUAAUUGUUAAAGCAAUAGUAUAUCUACGUAUUGUAAUUAUUUGACAGCCUUAGACAAUACUUGUACUUGACAAUUUUUUGAAAUGUGCACUUACUGAUUUAUACGCUGGUAGAUGGAUCUUUAAUAUCAUCGAGGCUACUUGUAGAAAACUUUGUGAUAUUUAUAUUGUUUGUUCUUUUGUAAGGCUAUGCGGAUCGAUUUGAAAAAUCGCAAAAAAUUAUAGAAUAUUGUCUAAUGUGGGUAGCGAAAUCUUGUAUAAGAAUCAUUAAAAAACUUUUUGCAACUGAUAAUUUAAUGAUGGGCUCUUAUAGUUUUGAACAAAGUCCGUCUAAAGUAGUAAACUCCAAACAAACUAAAGGCUAUGUUGAAUUCAUUGUCUUCUCUUUAUUAGCGUAUUGUUUUUUUAUAGUACUUGAAUAUUGUGAAUCGCAAUAAACAUUGUGUAUUUGCUUGCUUUUUCAUAUUAAGAAUGUUUACAAGAUAUAAACGUCACAGAAUUUUUUUAUACGUAAACAGCAAGACUACAAUUUUUACGAAAAUUUGUUGUACGAUGCUGCUCAAACUGUAUUUAACGAAAAAAAAAACACAAUUAAAUAUUCACUUGUAUCUCAAAAUUUCGACCAAACUAAAUUGAGGUUUCCGUUAAAUUAUCAAUUUAAUGAGCAAAAAUAAAUAAUGAGAAACCCAACAUUAGCGAAUAAAAUGUGAAAUUCAAAACUGCCUUAUCGAUAUGAACAGUCACGUUCUUGUUUCAAUUUUGAUUGGUGCUUAAUUAGGCAUUAUGUCGUUUACAA